AUGGCCAACAGAGCGUCCAAAGGCAACAAGCCUGAAGAUGUCGACGAGUUCGUAGAGCCUGCUCGGUAUCCUUCUCCACCGCCUCACAUAACGCAUAUUUCACGCGGUGUCCAUACUCCUUCGUUCUCUUCAUUUCAACCACGAGAUCUCCGAUUCACGUCGAUUCAUCCUGUAACACAUGUCGCUUGGAGCUGUGAUGGACGCAGAUUAGCGUCUGUUGGGAUUGACAAAGCCGUGAGGAUAUGGACUCCCGAGAAGAGUCUUGAAUCCCGUAGUGCCGUCCAAUAUGUCGGAGGACACGACUACGACGUUGACUAUGUGACAUGGAAUCCGACUCAUCCAGAGCUCUUCUGUACUUCAAGCCAAAGAGAUCGCAAGAUCGUCUUCUGGGAUGCCCGGCAAAGCCGACCAGUUCAAGUUAUCACUCCGAGUAGCAGUUACGCCCCGUCGCAGAUUAACUAUGCACCCGAUGGGAAGACCAUUUGUUUCGUCUUGACAAACAACCAAUUGAGUUUCAUGACCCACGGACAUGCCGCAGGCGAGGCAAAACCUCAAUGGAGUGUCAUCAAAAGUGAACCUCUCAGCGCUUCAACAGCUUUAUUCAAUCACGCAGGGAACGGAUUGGUUCUAAGCCAUUUCCGUCAGAACACGGUGAUGAUUGUGGAUUAUCCGUCCCUACAAAUUCGUGAACAACCCGCUGCACAUGUUGGAGGUUGUUUGGCUGUCGCAUUGGAUCCUCGCGGAAGAUAUCUCGCGUCAGGUGGAAACGACUCUAUAAUCGACAUUUUCGACAUGACUGAAUGGAUCUGCGUGAACACCAUUACAUGCUGCGACCACUCAAUCACGUCACUAAGUUUCUCGCAUGAUGGGGAAUACCUUGCAGUAGCGAGUCAAGGCUCGUAUAUUGACGUGUGUGCUGUGGAAACUGGCUUACCCCUACAUCGCAUACAAUCCAUUGGUCCUGCUUCUGCAGUUACAUGGCACCCCUCAAAACACGUGUUGGCGUAUUGUGGACAGCAGGUCCGAGAGGGUGCUCCGCAGAUAGCGUAUUUGAGUUUAUUCGGACCUGGCGUGUAA
Molecule: messenger RNA, 1077 nt
Organism: Fomitiporia mediterranea MF3/22
Lineage: Eukaryota; Fungi; Basidiomycota; Agaricomycetes; Hymenochaetales; Hymenochaetaceae
Product: WD40 repeat-like protein
Exons: 9
Coding region: 1-1077 (358 amino acids)
Biological process (GO): mRNA export from nucleus
Cellular component (GO): THO complex part of transcription export complex
Molecular function (GO): protein binding
Source: RefSeq, a predicted model, not a curated record